Molecule: messenger RNA, 6143 nt
Organism: Chroicocephalus ridibundus (black-headed gull)
Lineage: Eukaryota; Metazoa; Chordata; Aves; Charadriiformes; Laridae
Product: protein PHTF1-like
Exons: 7
Coding region: 35-2143 (702 amino acids)
Cellular component (GO): endoplasmic reticulum; nucleus
Source: RefSeq, a predicted model, not a curated record
GGGCCAUUUAAAUGUGUGUGAGGGAGACUGUGAAAUGGCUGCGCAGGUCGCUGCGGUGCGCGCCGUCUCCCGGGCCCCGGAGGAGCCGCCCCCGCUCCCCUCGGGGGACCGGCCCGGCCGGCCCCGCGGCGGCGGGCGGCGGCGGCGGGGUCCCUCCGGCGAGGCGGCGGGCGGCAAGCGGGCCCGGCUGAGCCAGCCGCUGCUGGCGGGGCCCGGCCCGGCGGAGCCCCUGCCCCCGGCCGCCCUUCCUGGCCUGCCCGCCGCUGCCGGGCUCUUCACCUUCUCCCCGCUCAGCCUGCCGCCGCCCGCCGCGCUGGAGGAGCGCCGUCACCACCACCACCGGCAUCGCCCCGCCGCCGGCCCCGAGCCCGGCCGCCUGGCCGCCGGGCAGCCGCAGAAGGCGAGGCGGGGCAGCCCCGCCGACGGGGCGGCCGGGCGGCCCAGCAAGCGAGAAACUCCAGAUGAAAAUGGUAAAACCCAGCGAACUGACAGUCUUAUUAUGAAGAAGAUAAAGAAAAAAAAGAAAAAGAAACACCGGGAAGAUAUGAGGGGAAAACGCCUGAAGAUGUACAACAAGGAAGUGCAGACAGUGUGUGCUGGACUCACUCGCAUUGACAAAGAGAUUCUGUCUCAAGGACAGUGUGAUAACUUAGAAAUGAACAAGGAAUCCUUCAGGUAUCUGAAGGAUGAGCAGCUCUGCAGACUGAAUUUGGGAAUGCAGGAAUAUCGAAUACCCCAGGGAGUACAAACACCAUUUGUGACGCACCAGGAGCAUUCUGUUCGCAGCAGCUUCUUGAAAACUGGCACUAAAUUUAGUAACUUCAUUCAUGAAGAACAUCAGUCCAACGGUGGUGCUCUGGUCCUUCAUGCGUACAUGGAUGAACUCUCAUUUUUGUCUCCAGUGGAGAUGGAGAGGUUUGCAGAAGAGUUUCUGGCGUUGUCAUUCAGUGAAAACGAUAAAAAUGCAGCUUACUAUGCUUUAGCCAUAGUACAUGGAGCAGCUGCUUAUUUACCAGACUUCCUGGAUUACUUUGCUUUUAACUUUCCUAACACUCCAGUGAAAAUGGAAAUUUUGGGCAAGAAGGACAUUGAAACAACAACAAUUUCAAAUUUUCACUCUCAGGUCAAUCGAACGUACUGCUGUGGAACCUACAGAGCAGGACCGAUGCGGCAGAUCAGUCUUGUUGGAGCAGUGGACGAAGAAGUUGGGGACUACUUCCCAGAAUUUCUAGAUAUGUUAGAAGAAUCUCCAUUUCUCAGAAUGACUUUGCCCUGGGGUACUCUGUCUAGUCUCAGACUUCAGUGCAGGUCACAAAGCGAUGAUGGUCCCAUAAUGUGGGUGAGACCAGGAGAGCAGAUGAUCCCAACAGCUGAUAUGCCAAAAUCGCCAUUCAAACGGCGCCGGUCAAUGAACGAAAUCAAGAAUCUCCAGUACCUACCUCGGACCAGCGAGCCCCGUGAGGUUCUGUUUGAAGACAGAACAAGAGCUCACGCUGAUCACGUGGGCCAGGGGUUUGACUGGCAGAGUACGGCUGCUGUGGGUGUUCUGAAGGCUGUGCAGUUUGGGGAAUGGAGUGACCAGCCUCGUAUAACCAAAGAUGUGGUUUGUUUUCACGCGGAAGACUUCACUGAUGUUGUGCAGAGACUUCAGUUGGACCUGCAUGAACCUCCAGUGUCACAGUGUGUUCAAUGGGUGGAUGAAGCCAAACUAAACCAAAUGAGACGGGAAGGCAUUCGCUAUGCUAGAAUUCAGUUGUGUGACAAUGACAUCUACUUCAUCCCUAGAAAUGUCAUUCAUCAGUUCAAAACAGUGUCAGCAGUCUGCAGCUUAGCCUGGCACAUAAGACUUAAACAAUAUCACCCUGUGGGGGAGACUUCUCAGAAUGCAGAAAGCAAUUCAAGCUUGAACAGUAGUGUUCCUGGAAAGACAGAGUCAGAAGGUGAACCCCAGUGUGUGAGUGUAAAAAUAGAGUCUGAAGAACCAGGUAUAGAAAUGCAGCUUACGCCAGGGGUGCUCUCCUCCUCUGCUUCUUCAAUAUCAGGACUUGUGCAACCAGAUCAGGUGGCCCAGCCCCUUCCAGGUUUUAAAAUAGAGUCUGAUCAGCAACACAAUCCACAGGAUCAUGCAGGCUCUUCUGUGUGAUAUGUAUAUAUUCAAACAUUUUUUUAACAACUUUUUAAAAUUUUGAUGUGAAGUUAUAGUUUUAUAACUGGCUUAUGUUUUAUUGGAGAAAUCUUGCCUAUAAUUCUAUAAAGAAAGGUGACAUUCCAAAAUGUCAAGCAUAUCUUUUUUACACAGAUUAUGCAAAAUUCAAGUUGUAUUUUAACCCCUUAGUACAACCUGUAACAGUGGUCUACCACUUCUUUCUGUUUAAGUAAAGAGAUAUUGAAUAUCUCCUCAAAGUCAGAAUGAAAUUCCUCCAGAAACAUAAAAUGGUUGAAGUGUAUUGGUCAGUGUUAUUUCCCUACUUUUACUUUAUCUCUAAUCUUCACCCGAAAGCGAUGCUUUUGUAGAAGACUUGCAAAGUGACUUUCCCAUCUCAUUUUAAUUGCUUAAAAAAAAAAAAGAGAAAGCACAGCACUUUUGAUGAUUUGUGAAAUUUUUGGUAUGUCUGUUCUUGACAUGUUGGUUUAUAUACAAGUUUGGUUUAUAUACAGGCUAUAGAAAUUGAUCUCUAUUUCUUACAGUUCCUACGAAGGUGAUGUGUAAAAUUAACUGAAGAAAGUGUCUGAUCCUGUUGAAAUGCAAUGACUUACUGACCUAACACUUUUCAUAGCACUGCUUAUGUUGUUUGGUGUGAGGGUUUUUGCUUCCAAAAUACAUCUUCCCUGAACAUGAUUAAUACUAGUGUCAAAAUUAGAGAACCUAUUGGUAGUCUUGUGGAGGAAACUGCUAUCUUUGAGCACUUUAAGGCUUUAAAAUACUAACCAACUUGGCAGCUUGUUUUGAUCAGGUCGUAAUGUGUCCAAUGGAACCACACUUCCCUUGUACUGAUGCACUUAAUAUAAUAGCAUUGAGUUGAUAACUGACUUACACAGUACGGCUGUCCUUAUCCUAGGAAGUUCUGUAUUACUAUUUCACAAUAAAAAGUAUUAUGGCAUUGGACUGCUGUUUCCAUGUGUAGCUUCUGGGUGCCCAGGUACUGUGGAAAAAUCAGUGGCACGUGCUGAAUGUGUAGAGUGUCAGCUAUCAACAGUUUUUAAACAAUCUUUCAAUAUUUCUGGAUGUGAACAUGUAAUCGGUAUUUGACUUUCACUCGCCCCAUUUAUUACUGCCCUGUCCAGUCAUCGAAAGGAAAAGCCCUGUCCCUUUCUCCCUCUCCCCCCUCCCCACAUUUAGAGUACAAGUUGGGUUUUGGUGCAACUUAAGCUGUCUCCAGAUAACUUUAUUUGUUCUAAUCCUCACUGGGGUAGGAAAGAUUUGAAACACUAUGUUAGACUAGACAAAAGCAAAGAUGCUGUGUUAGUUCUGGAUGCAUCUUUUUAAUAUCAAUUAUUACUCUUCUCUUUAUAAGGGUCUCUAAAAUAUGUUACUCUAUUAUAAAUCUUACUUUGUGCAAUAUUGUUUGUGUAGGCUUUUAUAUACAUAUUAGCACCUCAGUGUAGAGGUCACUAUUUUAAACUGAUAGAAAAAUAAUCAUCAGAAGAUACUGCAGUGAUUAGUUAGAACCUGUAUUACUCCUUAUGUGUAUGUAUGUAUUGUCUUCGGUACAAAAAUGAGGACUAGGAAAUAUUUCAAUUUAAAACUAAUUUACAGAUUGAAGUGGUAGUGACUUGUUUAGUAAUCUGUGUAAAUAAGGUGUUAGAAUGGAAAGCUUUUAUGAUGAAAAGUAAUGUGAUUCAUGCAGGGGUGUAAUUUAAUCUUAGCAGAAAUUCUAGAUGACCCAGACCGGCUCAUAAAUGAGCCGUCUGUUCUCUGGUGGGUUUUUUCCACUUUUUAUGUUGAGAGGAAUUUCAUAGCUUUAAGGGUUGUGCAAAGUAAAAUUCCUCACAGGCAAUAGUGGUUUCAGUUCAUCCUUCACAGUCAAAGAUCGUAUUACCCAAGGGUGUUCUUUCCUUUUUACGAAGUCUGCUAGUCUUCCAAGUGCCCAUUUCACUUCUCACACGUGCUAUUCUUUGGUCGUGUCAGUAGAGGUACAUCAAUAAGGUGGCUGUUCCUUGGCAGCCAGCACUGCGUACAAUCACUCAGGAAUUGACAAAUCUGCAGAUAUUACAGUCAUUCUGCAAACAUAACUAAAGGCAGAAUAAACAGAUGAAGAGCCCCCACACACCAACUUGUCUGUUUUAUAGUGGAAGUUGAAAUAGAGUGAAGAGGGAAUCAGUUUGGAAGUCCUCUGUGAAUUCUAAUAGUGUGUUUUCACCUGGGUGAAGGAAGACAACCAGAGUGGCUCGUGUUGCUUCCAAAACUGUAGCUUUAGUGAAAUCUGUGACUACAGCCUGAAAUACCGGGAAGAUGCUCUGACCUAUCUCUUCGGGUGGAGGGACGUGACCGAUAGCGUCGUGUUCUCUUUAUGUUCUGUUCAAUUACUAACUUAGUAUCAACUAAUGUCAGAUUUAAAUACAGAAACGUAUCUUCAAAUGACUUGAAUGUUGCUGAUGCUGUUCUAGCAUGCUUGGAAGAUUGAGGAAGAGAGGAGCAAACUUUAUAAAAAUCUGUUACCUAAAUAUAUUACCAAUUUUGGUACGCUUUAACCAAAAUGACAUACUUUCAAACUCCACCUCAAUAUUGGGUGUGAAGUAUGAGAGGGAUUGCUUAUGAAGCUGAUCGCUAACCUGACUAGCCGUUGUUUCCAGAUCACUUCAGUUGCACUGAAAACAACAGAGCAGAAUUAGAACAAUGCCUUGAUGUGAAAGAUGCAAAUGUUUUCCAGAACAAGACAUGUAGAAUACUGAUUUUUAUAAGCUAUUGCUGCUUAGAAAUGAAAUAACAAGUUCAAGCCACUUAAUGUUUGCUGAGUAAAACAAACUUCUGGGUAGGCCCAAGUAAAUACUUUGGAAUAUCGCUCAUGUUAAAUAACUGGCUGUUUGAAUUUCUCUGUAGGAUUUCAGAAAACAGCCUAUGUAAUGAGAUAAUCAAACUUUGGCAAAUUUCAUGGAUGGGUCUAAUAGUUCUCAGCGGUACGCAGGGAGAUACAGGGCAGCUCAUAAAUAGGAGUGCGGUGGGCAGUUACUGCAAACGCUCAGCUCUCCAUUACGAGGAUCUGCCCUGGGAUACGUGUGUCGGUUGACAACUCGAAAACACUCCUGCUUUGUGCUGGAGACAGCUGGGAAUUGACUGUAUGCUCUGUCUGUAAGGAGUGAUUGGCUUUGAGAUAUGGCGCUCAGGUGCUGGCUUCAGUUUUACAUAAAGUGCUGUUGAUUGAAAUUGUCACUUGGGAUAAAUGUGAGUGGCUCAGUUGUGCUAGAAGCAGACUAGCAAAAUGCAAUUUAAAGAUGAAAUACCAGUUAGCUUCAGUUUCCUCUCUCCUUUAGACAUGCUGCAAGUCAUUUUGUGCAGAUACUCGACACGUUCUCUUCCAGGAAAGCGGGACACUCGCUGGAGUGUUCUCAGGGCAUUUAUAACGACACUUUUCGCAGGUACAGGUCUUGCCAUAGAGAAAAAGGGCUCUCUGCUGUGCUCUGUGGGUUUUCCUGCCUGUCGCAGUUGAGUCCCCCCGCACCGGGCGAGCGGCCGGUGCCCAGGAGCGCUGGCGGCUCCGCGCUCGCCGGGGCGUGCGGGCGGAGGGGAGGCCCGUUCCCGCUCCCGGAAAGGCGGCUUUUCUCCCCAAAGCGGCGGGCGUGUCCCGCCGGGGCGGGGGGAGACACGCGCGGUUCUGGUUCCUUUGUACAAGGUGUAAAGAGAUUUCUGUAUCGCUGUUCUCGUGAUUGAUUUUGAUUGGCAGCUACGAUUUUUUCCUGUGGUUUCGGCCCCUCCGCGGCGCCCCGCGAUCGCCCGGCGGCGCCGCGCGGCCUCGCUCUAUUUAUUGACAGCGGCGAGAGCCCGGGCCUUGGGCCGCCCCGAGGCCGCGCGUCUCCCUCAGUAGCCGACUGUACACCAGUGUCAAACUGUUAAGCUAUUUCUUUGUAAAAUACUCCGACGGAAUGCAUAGAAUUUUUUCCUGUAAAGUAUUUUUUUAAUAAACAAAGUCUGAUUUUGUCCUUUA